This is a messenger RNA of Anopheles bellator, 402 nucleotides long. RefSeq lists its product as uncharacterized. NCBI's taxonomy places the organism in Eukaryota, Metazoa, Arthropoda, Insecta, Diptera, Culicidae. The transcript has a single exon. Bases 1 to 402 code for a protein of 133 amino acids. The record is from RefSeq and is a predicted model, not a curated record.
AUGAAGUCGGUCGGGGUUUUGCUGGUGCUGGCGGUCAUGCUCCGGUCUGGUAGUUGCCUGGAUUCGAUCACUAAAGUGCGAACCGCCGAAAGGCUGGCGGACAGCUUGGACAUCCUGCAGGAGGAUUCGCAGAUUGAGUCGCUUGCUCCGGUGUCGGAGCACUCGGAACUGUUCGAAAUGGCCAAGCGUUUGGCGCUGAAGAAGCAAUCGCUGGAAGGUCGCGCAGCAGCAGAAACGCUGAUUCCGGAAGAGCACCUCAACAACAUGGAUCGGUUGGAGGACAACAGUGAGGAGUUUAUGGACCUCUCGAUCGACAUUGCGUACUCGGCCAUCUACCUACUGCGAAACUAUACAAUGUUUGUGCAUAACGCUAGAAAUAAGUUUAUCGUUGUUUUCGAGUGA